Lathyrus sativus (Indian pea) is the source of this 348-nucleotide messenger RNA. The record is from the annotation of a GenBank genome assembly. NCBI's taxonomy places the organism in Eukaryota, Viridiplantae, Streptophyta, Magnoliopsida, Fabales, Fabaceae.
AUGAUAAUGAAAGCUAAGAGGAGUCUUAGACAAGGGGACCCUAUUUCCCCUUUUCUCUUUAUGGCUAUGAUGGAGUACCUGCACAAAAGUAUGCAAAAGGUGAGCAAAAAUUCUGACUUCGAUUUCCAUGCAAAGUGUGAGAAGCUCAAGAUUAUUAAUAUAAGUUUUGCAGAUGAUUUGUUGUUGUUUGCAAGAGAGGAUAUAAAUUCUAUUGAGCUGCUUAUGAAGAAGAUGAAUGAGUUCUCUAGAGCCACAAGGUAUCUUGGGGUUCCUCUCACAAGUAAGAAGCUUUAUAUUCACCACUACAUGGGGUUGAUUGAUAGAAUUGUUUCGCGUGUUAAGAACUAG